Oryctolagus cuniculus (rabbit) is the source of this 3346-nucleotide messenger RNA. The record is from RefSeq and is a predicted model, not a curated record. Lineage: Eukaryota; Metazoa; Chordata; Mammalia; Lagomorpha; Leporidae.
CUCAUCCGCCCGCGGUGACCGCGCCGCGUCGGCUGCCGGAGCCCCGCCGGGAUGGAGAGGAAGAGCGCGGCUGCCCGCGGCUGCCCACGAGAUUCCCGCUGACGCCCCCUCGCUCGCAGCUGCCUUCGCUCGUCACCGCAGGCGCCUGAGGUCCCGGGCAUUUCCAGGAGUGACAGCCGCGAAAGGCGACCGGACCCCCGAGACCCCGCGCUCAGGACAGGAAUUCCGGGGGAUUUGACUGUAACAAAGUCCUUGGUAAGAUUUUCAAGAGCCUUGAGUGCAACUGCAAAAAGAAAAUACCUGCUUCUCAUAUAAAGAUUGCCUUUUAGGUGAAGAGCUACCCUUUUAGAAAAUUUCAAGGAUACCAUAAGAAUAAAAGGCCACGCAAUGAUAGCCACCGGAGGCGUGAUAACCGGCCUGGCUGCCUUGAAAAGGCAAGACUCUGCUAGAUCUCAGCAUCACGUCAACCUCAGCCCGACACCUGCUGCCCAAGAGAAGAAGCCUGUCCGCCGGCGGCCCCGGGCUGAUGUCGUGGUUGUUCGUGGCAAAAUCCGGCUUUACUCACCAUCUGGGUUUUUCCUCAUUUUAGGAGUGCUUAUCUCCAUUAUCGGCAUUGCUAUGGCUGUCCUUGGAUAUUGGCCCCAAAAAGAACAUUUCAUCGAUGCUGAAACAACAUUGUCAACCAAUGAAACUCAGGUCAUUCGGAACCAAGGUGGCGUGGUGGUGCACUUCUUUGAGCAGCACUUACAUUCUGAUAAAAUGAAAAUGCUUGGCCCUUUCACGAUGGGAAUUGGCAUUUUCAUCUUCAUUUGUGCUAACGCCAUCCUUCAUGAAAACCGUGACAAAGAAACCAAAAUCAUACACAUGCGGGAUAUCUAUUCCACAGUCAUUGACAUCCACACUCUGAGAAUCAAGGAGCAAAAGCAUAUGAAUGGCAUGUACACUGGUUUGGUGGGAGAAACCGAAGUACUACAGAAUGGGAACUCCUGUGCUUCGAGAUUGGCAGCAAAUACGAUUGCGUCUUUCUCAGGUUUUCAGAGCGGUUUUCGAAUGGACAGUUCAGUGGAGGAGGAUGAGCUUAUGCUAAAUGAAAACAAGAGUUUUGGGCAACUUAUGCCUCCUCUGCUCUCUGACAGUGCUGUCUCUGUUUUUGGCCUCUAUCCAGCUCCUUCCAAAACAACUGACGAUAAGACCAGUGGCCCUAAGAAGUGUGAAACCAAGUCAAUUGUGUCAUCUUCUAUCAGUGCUUUUACAUUGCCUGUGAUCAAACUUAAUAACUGUGUUAUUGAUGAGCCCAGUAUUGAUAACAUCACUGAGGAUGCUGAUAAUGUCAAAAGUAGGUCAAGGAAUUUGUCAAUGGAUUCUCUUAUGGUCCCUCUGCCCAGUGCCAAUGAAUCCUUCCAGCCAGUCAGCAUGGGGCUGCCAAGGAAUAAUUCUGUUGGGGAGUCUUUGUCAAGUCAGUACAAAUCCUCUGUGGCCCUGGGACCUGGGGCUGGACAGCUCUUGUCUCCUGGGGCUGCUAGAAGACAAUUUGGAUCUAAUACAUCCUUGCAUUUGCUCUCAUCACACUCAAAAUCCUUAGACUUAGAACGAGGUCGCUCCACUCUAACGGUUCAGGCAGAACAGCGUAAACAUCCAAGUUGGCCUCGACUGGAUCGAAGCAACAGCAAAGGGUAUAUGAAACUAGAGAACAAAGAGGACCCAAUGGAUCGGUUGCUAGUGCCACAGGCUACCAUCAAAAAGGACUUUACCAAUAAGGAGAAGCUUCUUAUGAUUUCAAGAUCACAUAACAAUUUGAGCUUUGAACAUGAUGAGUUUUUGAGUAACAACCUAAAGCGGGGAACUUCUGAAACGAGGUUUUAAUGUUUAAAAAUAUGUCAUUUUACAAGGAUAUAUAUUUUAAAACUGUUUUCAAUGGUGGUUCCUUCUUAAAACUUUGGUUGUAAGCUUUUUAAAUCCAAUGUUUUGUAGUGUAUUAGAACUGGCUGCUUCAUUGUGUAAUGGAGAUGGUUGUAUGUUUGGAUUGCUUAAGACUGCAGUACUCUGUAUUAUCACAUAUGGUUUUAUUCUUGCAUUCCUUUGAAAGCAUGAUCCCUUUUAUUAAUAGGAAUACAAAAUACUUGUAUCUAAAUUGAAACUCUUUUUCUUUACUUUUUACGUUCUUUCAUUGAUUUGUGUAUUUAUAGAAUGAACUGUCCAGUAUGAAGAAAAUAAAGUACCAAAGUAUAAACCAGAAGUACCAAAUUCAGGGCAAGUAUUCAAUGUAUAUUUAAAAAUCAGUAUAAGUGCAAGUCUUAGGAUGUCAUUUUCUGAAUGACGUAAGAUUAUUUAAAAGGAGAAAUCUCUGAACUUAAGUGAACUAAAUAAUAUAAAGUGGUUACAUUGGUUUACUUUGUGUGAGCACAAUACUGUGAAUUGGUUAAGUUUAUUGUGACCCCUAUCCUAAGCUCUAGGUAGGUAGUAAUUUUUUCAGCAUCAGUACUAUUUUAGUGAUGUUUUACCAAGAAACCUUGUGAUCAACAGAUGGCUGAGAAUGCCAGAAACACAUAAGGGAUAAAUAUCAAAAUGCUAUUAGUUUUAACUUAAUCUAUUCAGAAUAAAAAAAUUCUUUGGAAACUGACUUGAAAAAUGAAUGAGCCUAUACAUUUUGUAGAAAUGUUAUCUUGAUGUAAUUAUAAAUGUGAAGUAAAUGAUGACUAAUGAAGACACAGUAUGUGCUAGUUAAUGCUAACUAAUCUCUACCUUUUUCUAGCCAUCUGUUAUCUAAUAUCCACUCAUUCCCACAUCUUGUUUCUCUCCAAUAUUUUUCAUAUACUGUUAUUUAGAAACUAAUCAGCUAACCUUGACAUUUUCUUUUUAUCUUAAUAUGCCACUAGCUUGGUGGUUCAAGAAAAUAUUGUCCUAGAUAAACUGCCUUGAAAUUUACCUUCUGCUAGAAAGCCUUAUGAUAACUCCAAAGACUUUCUUCUUGUGUAGUAUGUUUUUAAGAUUGUGGUUCUUGGUUAUUGAAGACAAUAAACAUGGAAAUGGAUGUUUCCAUCAAACAUUUUCACAUUCAACUAAGAUAACAAUUCUCAGAAUUGUUUAAUGAAAUACUCAGGAAAUUUUACAGGUUUUUUCCAAUGUCUAAGCACGUCUGCAUAUCAGUAUUGCAGUUGAGGAAGAGCAGAAGGAAGGUAUGUUGGUACGUGUAGCUCCCCACAGUCCCAACCUCCUGUUUGCAUCCUGAGCUUCUCUCAACUAAAGGCACACUGUUGCUUGUUAGAUCAUCAAGCCUGUGUAUUGUAAUAGAAUGGGCUCGAUAUUUUACUAUGAAGCAUUUAAUAAACUUCCGUUAUUAAUAUAA